GCUCAUACACAAACAACUAAGAACAAGUUUAAUUUCUUCACCUCUCUAAACACCAAAAAUGGCACCUCAGGUACACCAUGUCAAACCUGUUUUUGAAGCUUCGGGUGGAAGGUCUUCAUCCCUUCCACAACAAUCUUGUCAGUACCAAUACCUACCACAACGGCCCAUCAUUCUUCAGGUGGCUCCAACGAAAGAGGCUGCUAUGGUCAACUACAAGCCACGGAGUCUUGUGGUGAUUGGAUACUAGAUUUGGUUGGAUAUGGCAAUAUGGGUUAACUAAGCAUGUGUUUUAGUUUGCUUGAUAUCUGAGUUAUAGCCUAUAUGAUUGUCAUUAUCAGUUAAUGGGUUUACUUGUUGAUCUUAGUUUGUAAAUGGAGUUUUGGCUAGUCUUUUUAAUGCUAGUGACGGGUUUUAACGGGUACAAAUUUUGGAUUCAUGAACUUUUGGGUAUUAAGUUUUUGCAUUAAGAUGUUUUUAGGUGCAUGAUAAGAUAAAUAUCGUUAUUCAACACCCUUUAUGAAAGGGUACCGAUUAUUCGUAGACAACAAUUUUUAAUCAUAUACAACAAAUUUGUGUUUUAUACCGUUGUAUCGUAAAAUUAUUUAAAUCAUAAAUUGUUGUGUAUGACUUAAAAGAAAAGCAUGAAUGCAUUUUCUCUUUCUUCCAAUGAAGCAUAUUGUGAACGAUUCGAGAGUUGUGCUAAUUAAAAUACCUGAAAUCAUUAAUACAACAGUUAGAUUAUUUAUUGUCCUAAACUUCUUAUAUUUCACAUAUUUAAUUAGAAGAAAAUAACUCUAUCAUAUUCAAAUGAGAAAUUAAAUAUUCUUAUAUAUUUUAUUUCUAUUAUCUUUCUACCUAUAUUAAACGGUGAAAAGUUAACUAAAAUAUUAUUAAUUUCAUUAAAUGUGUCAUUAAAUUUGAUAAAUGUUAAUACUUGAUCUGGUAAAAAGAUAAAUAAAAAUAAAAUAUAAGAGGAUAUUUAAUUCCUCGUUUGAAAAUAUUUCAAAAUCAAAAAAAAAAAAAAAAAAAAAAAAAAAAAAAAAAAAAAAAAAAAAAACUAGUGUUAGUGAAAUGAUUAAUCAAGUUAUUUGAUAGAAGUUGAUAAUCAUACUUUUCCAAGUUCCAAGUUCCAACUGAUCAGCACUAGGUCAUGACCUUAAUAGAUAAUAUUGAUAUAUUCAAAGAUUAAAAAUAUAAUUUUUUUUGAUUAUUUGUUGUUUGAUUACAAAAAUAUAAACCAAGACUAAGCUUGAAAGACUAACUGAAAAGUUAGAUAAUAAAAAAAUAUAUAUUUGGUAAAAACUAUUUAAUAAACUCUUCAAAGUUAGUAAUUUACAUAUUUAAACAAUUUGCCACUUUUAUAACAGUAAACGUUAAGUACUAAAAUUUUAAUAGUUAUCUACUUCCACUUUCAAAUGUACCUAACAAUGUGAUAUAUUCAGGAGAUAUUAGUAUGAGAUUCUCUAUUUUCGUUCAUAUAUUCCCUCCUUAAAUAUUGGUCAAUCAAUUAUCUUCUUCCAUUUUUUUGUGAUUGUUUAGCUUAUUAUUUUGUCUCUCUGGUUGUAUUCGUUGAAUAAAAAUUCAAUCAUAGAAAAGCUUUAUUCCCCUGUUAUGUGUCGCCAUUGAUUUUUAGAUGGUAUCAGAGCGGUUUUAGAAUCAAUCGAUCCCAGCAUCAUGAUCGGAAACGAAGGUGACAAAGGUAGAUCUAGCACCAUCGAUUUCUCAUCGCCAUACUACCUACAUCCUUCGGAUUCUCCCAAGAAACCUUAUGUAAAUGAGGUUCUUACAGGUGGAAACUAAAACGAUUGGGUACGAGAGAUGACCAACUUUCUCUUUGCCAAAAACAAAAUAGAUUUCAUUGAUGGAACCUUGAAGAAACCGGAGAUUUUGUCUUCUAAAUACAAACCAUGGAUGAGGUGCGAUGCAAUGAUAAAGGGGUGGCUUACCACAACCAUGGAGAAAGGUAUACGUGACAGCGUGAAAUACGCCAACACAUCAUUAGAGAUUUGGUCAGACCUAAAAGAAAGAUUUGGGAAAGAAAGUGCACCGAGGGCUUACGAACUAAAGCAGAAGAUAGCCGCUACACGUCAAGAGGGCAGCAACGUUUCGACCUACUACACCCGUCUCAGGUCAUUAUGGGAUGAGUCUCCUUCAAUUUUUGCUUUUCCAUGUUGUUCAUGUAACAAAUGUACGUGUGAACUAGGAAAGAAAAUCACCGCUCAUCUUGAGAAACAACAACUUUAUGAGUUUCUUAUGGGCCUAGACAAUGAUUUCAAUGUUAUUAGGACCAAAAUCUUAGCAACAAAACCCGUUCCUACUCUAGGGACGGCUUAUCACAUGGUGGCAGAAGAUCAAAGACAAAGGGCCAUAUCGCUUGAGAACCAAGCCACUCCAGAACCAGCUGCAUUCAAAGCCUUUCAGAAACGUGAUUUCAGACCAGUGAAAGGGAAGCACACGGCCAAACAAGAAAAAGAAAACAUGCAAGACGAUGAAUGCACUUUUUGUGGAAGGAAUGUGCACAAACGAGAAGGGUGUUUCAAACUAGUCAGUUAUCCCGAUUAGUGGCUCGGGAAGAGAGACGACAAGACAAAACCAAAAGCUACAUGUGUUAACACCCAAGCAAGCUCCAUACCCGGAUUAAAUGAAGAACAAUACCAAGAGUUUAUGAAGUUCUUUUCGAGUUUAAGCAACAAUGGGGCUUCGAACGAGGACCUUGAUUGGAUCGGGUAGGUGCCAAGGGGGGUUGUAUCUCAUGGACAUGUUCAAGAAAGGAAGAAAAGUGAUGAUCGUCACCACGGACACAUGCCAUAAAAGAUUAGGACAUGCUUCAAGGGAUAAACUCUCCAAUGUCAAUCUCUUUAAAAACAAUUCUAGUAAACUUAGCAAUGUCUUUUGUGAUUCGUGUGCCAAGGCCAAACAUGUUCGUAACCCUAUUCCAAA
This is a messenger RNA of Lactuca sativa (garden lettuce), 2940 nucleotides long. The record is from RefSeq and is a predicted model, not a curated record. NCBI's taxonomy places the organism in Eukaryota, Viridiplantae, Streptophyta, Magnoliopsida, Asterales, Asteraceae.